AGUUUUUAGGUGAUAUUGGUCAAGUGGAUCAAUUAUGCAUUGCAGGAAAACAUCACAAUUAUCUCAUUUUAGCUGAUGCAUCACCCCACCUGAAAAUUUUCCUCAAUCCAUAUGGACUUAGUUCAGAGGAAAGGCAUCCAAUUCAAGAUAUUGUUAAUGAUAAACCAAAAGGUUCAUGGAAAUGUCAUCUUAUACCUGGUGGUCAUACUGAUGUAAUUAUGGAUUUAACUGUAUCCACAUGUGGUUUAUGGAUUGCAAGUGGUUCUAAAGAUCAAUCUAUUUGUUUGUGGCAUUUAAUUGAAGCAGCAGAUUCAACACCAUCUUCAGCAUCAGCAUCGUCUAAAAUCAUUCCUGUCAAAGUGGAUUUGAUUACUCAAAUUCAUAAAGCUCAUGCUGCACAUAUCAGUUCUGUUUGUUUUGAUAAAUUAACAACACAUCUUAUAUCUAGUUCAGAAGAUGGUAUUUUAAAAGUUUGGAAUGUUCAAUGUGAUAAUUUAAACAAACCAGAUAGUAUGUUAUCAGAAUUAAAUACAAUUCAUGGUGCUCAUAAUGGAGUAAUUAAUUCCAUUGAUGUUUCCAUUGAUAAUCGUCUUGUGGCUACGGCUUCACGUGAUAAAACUGUGAAGAUAUGGGAAUUUAAAAAACAAACUUUACAUUGUCAAGGUGUUCUACAAGGUCAUCGUAGAGGUGUUUGGUCGGUUUGUUUUUCAAAAUUUGAAAAA
Schistosoma turkestanicum is the source of this 722-nucleotide messenger RNA. NCBI's taxonomy places the organism in Eukaryota, Metazoa, Platyhelminthes, Trematoda, Strigeidida, Schistosomatidae. The record is from the annotation of a GenBank genome assembly.